GUUGCUAAGACUUCUUAAGACGUUACUGGAACGCGAUGUCGCGGGCUCGGUGGAACUAGACUACGGUGGACACACGGUUGGCGGCUGAGUGCGUCGGAAAUUGAGCCGUUGGAGUUAGUUUGUCGCGAACCGCCUGUGCGAAACGGUUUUGUGGGUGACGCGACGCCGCGCUAAGUGGUUUCGAGUUCGAAGUGACCGACCUGUGUUCUGUUAAAAACCGACGUUAUUGGGAUUCACAUGCCCCAGUGCAUUGUUACGAAAGCUAAUUGAUAGUACCUGAGUGUGUGAAUUUUGAAACUGUGCAGUGCCUCCGCCAGCAGCCGUUAUUGGAUAGUCUAGCAGCCAACGAUUUCGCAAAAUUCCAGAAACAAUGUCCGAGAUAACAACGAAUGAAGAAAGUGUUCGCUUUUCAAAUAAUUCAUACUUUGUGAAAGUUUUCAGUUUACAAGUGAAAUUUUAAUGUGGACAGAGUGCCCUCGUCUCGUUUUCAUAUAUUUUUGUUAAUAUCAUUUAAAAGGAAUCAUAAAGGUGUAAAAUUGGUUAAUUGAAAAUCAAUAAAAAAUUGAGUCGAAUUGUAUUUAGCCUAUCACGCGACGAGUUGUGGAACGCUCUUAGUUUGGAUGGCUUUCGAUUAACACCACUUACGACUUGGAACGAAAUGCUAACGCGCCUUGGAACCCGACGCUCCAGAAUUUUGUUUUUGGAGCUCUUGAUCACAUAAUUCCUACUGGCGCUAUCUUUUUUUCUCACCCACAAACCGUCGACUAGAAAAACAACUUCGAGACACAACGAUCGAAAAUGACUCUUCCGAAAAUGGAUUCCCGAAUUGGGCUGGACUACAUAGUGGAGAACCGCGAAUAUGUCUCGAAAUUGGGCGCUGCACUGGACACCAAUAACUCUACCGUCAAGAAGCAAGUUUUCGAGCUAUUGUCAGCCUUGUGCGCUUACAACGCCGAAGGCUAUUCUAAAGCAAUCGAGACUCUGGAACACUACAAGAGUCUAAAGACGGAACGCUACCGCUUCAAAGUGGUCGUUAAGGAAUUGGAAAAGGCGACAACUGUAGAAUAUCAAGUGGCUUUGCUGGCAUUCAUCAAUUGUGUUAUAAUUUCAGCCCCCAGUCUUCCAGACAGACUCAGAAUACGUAACGAGUUUAUAGGUCUUGGCGUUUUACCAAUUUUGAAUAAUCUAAGGCGAGAAUCACAGAGUGUGGGAGAUAUUAUAGUGCAACUAGACGUGUUCGACGAACAGCGAGAAUGCGACGAAGCCCAAAGCCUGCAAGGUCCCAAUGGGAUCAACCUCAACUCACAUCUUGAUGUCUUCUAUGCAAUACUCAGACAGGUAGCUGACACUCCCCAAGAGAUUCCGUUUUUAAAUAUACUUCAGCAUCUCUUACGAAUUGACCCAAAGGAAACAAUAAGUGAUAUUAUAUGGGACACUGCAGAGAAGCUCGUACAUCGAGCUACACUUCUCGAGAACAAUGAAGAUUCCGUCCGCCUUCUGAGGGCGCCUAGCAUUCAGAAGUUUACAUGUCCGAAUUGCCGAACGGAUGCAACAAGUCCCAGCCGUAAACAAUCGGUAGUGCCGCAAACCCCAAACAGUCUCCAUUUCCCACCCAAUUCAUCUCUUAGCAGUGUAACAAGUCCUACAAACACGGCUGCUCCACCACUGCCACCGCCGCCGCCUCCGGCCGCUCCACCACCCCCUCCACCACCACUAGCGAUGCCGGGAAAUCACAUCCCCUGCGCGCCACCUGCACCACCGCCACCAGCUCCACCUAACCUAUUCUCAGCUGCAUGUAAACGUUUUGAAGUAUCAAAUCGUCCACAAACACCAGAACCAAAUAUGAAUGAGUCCGUCAGAUUGUUACCUCAGCAGGAAACCCCUGCACCGAAAGCGAAGAUGAAGACCAUUAACUGGAAUAAAAUUCCACCCCAGAAAGUUUUAGGCAACCGAAACAUUUGGGCAAUUGUAGCAGAUUCCCAUCAAGAUAGUCCAAUGGCGGAUUUAGAUUGGAGUGAAAUGGAAGGGCUUUUUUGCCUUCAAACAAGUACAAGCACACAAGGUUCACCGAAGUUGGGCCGGGAAGGUGGUAGCGACACUCUGGAUAGGAAAGUGAAAAAGGAGAGUUCCGAAAUAACACUGUUGGAUGGAAAGCGAAGUCUCAACGUCAACAUCUUCCUGAAACAAUUUAGAUCUUCAAACGAGGAUAUCAUCCAGCUCAUUAGGGACGGCGAACAUGAUGACAUUGGGGCUGAAAAAUUACGCGGCCUCCUUAAAAUUUUACCGGAGGUGGACGAACUCGAUAUGCUGCGAUCAUUUGAUGGAGACAAAAACAGAUUGGGGAAUGCGGAAAAAUUCCUUCUUCAAUUGCUUCAAGUUCCAAAUUACAAGCUAAGAAUAGAAAGUAUGCUUCUUAAAGAAGAGUUUGCAGCCAACAUUAGCUACCUAGAGCCGUGUAUAAGCUCUAUGCUGUUUGCAGGGGAAGAUCUUAUGAACAACAAACCUCUCCAAGAAGUUCUCUAUAUGGUUGUGGUUGCUGGAAACUUCUUGAAUGCGGGUGGUUACGCGGGAAAUGCAGCUGGCGUCAAGUUGUCUUCUUUGCAAAAGCUCACUGAUAUCCGAGCUAACAAGCCGGGAAUGAAUUUGAUCCAUUUUGUGGCCUUACAAGCCGAAAAGCGAAAUCCAGAGUUAUUAACGUUCCCGUCCCAACUGAAUACAUUGGAAAACGCGUCGAAGACAACAUCUGAACAGAUAAACAAUGAAAUUAAUGCGUUGGACGCAAGGAUUAAGAAAAUUAAGAAACAAAUUGAUCUUGCUACCACAGAGGAUGAUAUCAAAGAACAAAUGACGGAAUUUCUACAGAUGGCGGAGCGUGAAGUUUCUAUCCUACAACGCGGAAUGAAGGAUGUCGAUCUGAUGCGAACGAAAUUAGCGGAAUUCUUUUGUGAAGAUCCUGGCUCGUUUAAGCUGGAGGAGUGCUUCAAAAUCUUCCAGAACUUCUGUGAACGGUUCAAGCAAGCUGUCAAGGAAAACGAGCGGAGACGUGUGCUAGAAGAACAAGCUACUUUGCGUAGAAAACAACGCGAAGAACAAAUGGCUCGCAGGAUGAAACAAAUGAGUCAAUGCGGGACACCGGUUUCCGAUUCGGAAACAAGCCUUAUGCUCGAUCCUACCAAUUUCGAUGUGAGAGGUAGUCCAGCACUAUCGAGAAGGAGGAUGGGGUCUUUUAAUAGUAAUGGCGACUUGGUUAUGAAUAAUGAAGGGCCAUCGCCAGACAUUACACCAAACGGUAGUUUACGACGGCGGAGAAGCCGUAUUCUGGCAGAAGAUGAUGAAGGCGGUUUAAUGGAAUUUUUAAGAAGUUCCGGUCAUGAUAACGGUAGCCGAGAAAGAAAGGCUUCUUCAUAUGGAAGUUUGGAUCGUUCUUGGGCGCGAAGAGCUAGAUCUGGUAGUGCUGGAAGGAAACGUCCUGAUUUACUAAGCGUAGAUUUCGGAGAGGAUCGCGAACGGCCCAGCUCACCAUCGCCCUUAGCUGAAGUGAAACCAAUUGUGCCAGAAGAACCAAAGCCUAGGUAAAGCUCGUUAGCAUUGAUUUUGUCUGAAAUAACUCAAUUCGUUUUUAGGAUAUCUCGUGAAUGGCGCCAAAAGAUUGAAUCUUGGUUACAAGCUAACGAAAGCGACGAGAAACAAAAUGAGGAAUAUAAGAGGAGAAGGCGUUUGGCAACAAAUAAGCGAUCGCUUGAAAACGAUUCAGAAAGCGAAAGAAGUAAAUUGGAUCCAUUGCCUGAGGAAAAAGCAACAACUGGAGGUCUAGAUUCAUAUAAACGAGUAUAUCCCGAUUGGAAACCUUCCACCACAAUCGAAAAAACUGAUGUUGUCAGCACGAUAGAAGCGAUAGAAGACGCCCAGUCUUACAACAAUGACAAAUCAGCGUGGAGAAAAUCCAACCUCAAUGCAUCCAGCAGCAGUGAAACGGUUGAAAAAGACUUGCGGCAUCUAAGUCGGCAGCUCUCUAGAGAUAGCAAUAGUUCUACGACAGGUCCAUUACAUUCCAUCGAAGAAGAAGAUAAGCGCAAAUCGGUUAUACAGCAGCUUGGCGAGAAACCAGCCUCAGAUAAGCUGCGUAUAUACAUAAGACGUCCGUCAGAACUGACGCCAGAAGAUGAAGAAGUAAUCUCACCUAGUAAAGCAGUAAGCAGUAGUUAUCGCAAGCCCGCAAGUCCACAAAGUAUAUCGAAUAGCAGCAAUAGUGUGUUAUAUGAUAGCCGAAUAAGCGAUCGACAUAGUAACUUAGAAGUAGAUUCAGAUAACAUUGAAACGCCACCAGUAGUGAGGAAGUCAAUAACUAGUCCUAUUGCCAGACGGCUCCAACCGCCCCGGCCCUUACACCCUGAAACAAUUAUUAAUAAUCUGAAAAAGGAUUCCAGUGAGACGAGGACAAUUGAUAAUACAGAGCUCGAAAAUCAAACGGAAGACUUGUCUGGUGGGACUUUCGAUAGGUUCUCUGCAGCGCGUCGUACCAGGCGUUAUAAACGCCCAACCGAUUACAGCAGUGGAAAUGAAGAGGUAUCACCCACAUCUAAUGAAACAUCAUUUGAAUCGGACACAACUAAUUGUGUUCAAAAUGAAAAGCCUAAAGAAGUACCCCGAGAAGAAAACAAGGAGGAUCGGCUGAAGCGGUGGCAAGAAAGACUUCAAAACAUGCACAAAUACCACGAAGAACCGAAAGCAACCACGGGCAGAACUGCAGCGAAACUCGAAAAAGUUGGGCGGCACAUUAGCUCCAUCAACCAAGAGGAUGUACGCGAAGCCAUACGAAAUUUGAAAUCACCGACCGAAACUCCAGAGCGAAUCUGGAGUCCACCUAGAGAUAUAAUUAAGGAAAAACCCAUCAAAGGUUCAAACCACGAACUCAAUGAUGAGGGUUUCGAAGAAACGCAAAGUUUGGUUUCGGAUACUCCAUCGCAUGGAAAGGAAAGCACAUCGUCUUGCAACGAUAAUGUCGAUGCCAUCACGAAACGCACAAAGCCGAUCCGAAUGACAUCAUCCGACAGCGCAGGUACAGCGAGUAGCGAAGCUUCGAAAGUACGAACAACUACCUCCAGACCGCAACUUCAAAAUCUAUUGGAAAGAAAUCGUCGCAGCGUUGAAAGAAGCCGAUCGAUGCGUAGCUCAGUAGAACCAAAGAAUCCCACACCCCAAACAGUCAUACCAAGAAGAACUAAUUCGUUCCGAAAGUCCGAAGCACAGAGCCACGCUUCAUCCCCAGCUAGAAGAGAUGUGGAGCGAAGUAGUUCUCGCACGAGUUUACGAAGCUCUCGAUCAUCCCUGAAUAGUUCGGUCUCUGCGAGUACCGUUCGCAAGGUCGCCCUCAAGCCGUACAUAACCUCUUCAACGGAAUCAUCACCUAGCAAACGGCCUCUUGCAACGCAGAACUCCCCAAUAGCAAGGUCUUCAAACCGGGUCCCAGCUAGCCGGAGUAGUUCCAGUGGGUCAAGUAUCGGUCCGUCGGUUCGGAAGCCCCCUAUGAAGUCUUCGUCUCUGGGUAGCACAAGCUUCAAAGAAAAUCAGUCGAACAGCAAGAACUCGGGUCGUAGUUCAGCCUUGUCGUCGAGCCGGUCGAACGUCUCGAGUCCAGGUAGCGGCGGGAGCGCAAACCAACCGAAUUCUAGGCUAAACAAACUCGUAGCAAACACGUCGCGGAUCAGCGGCUUCAUGCGUCCGACCGCGUCGAGUGCCACAAAGCGUCAACCACAGGAUAACAGAAGCGGUCACAAGUAACCUAAGGCACAAGUGAACUUCGAAACACAAAUCAAAAACAAAGAAACAGGAAAUAAAUGUGAAGUUAUGAUAAGUGACAUAUUUUUAUACUCGAAGAUAGUAUUAUCAAUGUUUGAGUGCCAACCGGCGCACACACAAAUUGUUUGAAAUACUGCAUUUUGUAAACUAAACCACGAAAAUUCGCAGGAGUUGCGUUCUCGAAGGCUUCUCAUUUUAAAUUCUUCCGAUGCGAACACGUUUCCCUUUCGAUACACUUUCUUUCAAAUUGUCCGUGACGCAGCCAGAUAGACACUUCCGCAUAUCGAAUAUAAAGUAAGCGGUUUCAAGCAACUGGCAAAGGAGCGACUUCAAGAACGUACCUCCUCGAAUCUUUGAAUAACAUUUUAGUGAUAUAGACAAGGAAACUAUUGCCUGCAUAAUUUGUUCCAUUCCGAUAGAAUAUCAGUAGAAAUCACACGAGAACCGUCCAAAUCCAUUCCCUCUCAGUAUUUUCCCAUCAGCCUCCGAAAACUACAAUCGCUGUGCUCCUCUGUAUAUCCGGUAAGGAACCGACGAAAGGAAGGGUUGAUUUCAUUUCAAAGCCGAUUCACAAUCAUUGCAUUCUUCCACCAGUUGCUCUACUCUAUCUGCUUCAUCUCCAUAACCCGCAGAAUCAUCAACUAUAGACACAGUUACCAGCAAUGCGAAACAUAUCCAGAAACAGAACCGUUGCAAUCUGCAUUUACUUAUUGAUUUCCAUAGAAUAUUAAGGAGCAGGGAGCAAUACCGUCGGCGGCCGACGCUUCCCUUUCUCAUGUUAGUUUCGGCAAACCCAAGAAUCCGAGCGAAGGCAGCGAGAUUAAGAGAAACCCGAACUAACGAUCACCUCAAGAGUCACACUUAAACAUUAACGAAGCCAAAUGAGAAAUCACAAUACAAUGGUGCAUUAGAAAUAGAUAGGAAUUAUGUCAUUAGCAUUUAUACCGUACGUUUACUUUUUGAGUUAUUUAAAGGAUAUUUAUUAAGGACGCUCAAUUGGAAGCAAGUCACAAGCACACGAUCCCAUUGCAAACACAGUUUCAGGAGUUUCAAAGGUACCGUCUUUAUUACUGUUGCUUAUUCAAUUACCAACAGAUAUUCUAUCUUUUCAAUCGAAGUAGAGUUUCAACAAAUUUUACAGGUCAACUACUCGGAGCUUAAUAUAUUUUGUUUCACGCACUCUCAUGAAUGAUAACAACUUUACUAACACUUUUUUAAUUCUGCAAUGUAUUUUCUACAACUUUUAUAUUUGUUGCAAACAGUUGACGAUGCAAUUUUAAAGGCAUUAAAUAAAAGUUAAAAUCGUUGAAA
Messenger RNA from Hermetia illucens (black soldier fly), 7110 nucleotides. It is a transcript of the gene form3, whose product is annotated as formin-J. Gene Ontology annotation, biological process: cellular component organization. Gene Ontology annotation, molecular function: actin binding. Lineage: Eukaryota; Metazoa; Arthropoda; Insecta; Diptera; Stratiomyidae. The transcript is spliced from 18 exons. The record is from RefSeq and is a predicted model, not a curated record.